Triplophysa rosa is the source of this 1596-nucleotide messenger RNA. RefSeq names its product aldo-keto reductase family 1, member B1 (aldose reductase), tandem duplicate 1 (gene akr1b1.1). The record is from RefSeq and is a predicted model, not a curated record. Gene Ontology annotation, molecular function: aldose reductase (NADPH) activity. NCBI's taxonomy places the organism in Eukaryota, Metazoa, Chordata, Actinopteri, Cypriniformes, Nemacheilidae. Gene Ontology annotation, cellular component: cytosol. Bases 366 to 1133 code for a protein of 255 amino acids. The transcript is spliced from 10 exons.
GCCAAUCAAAUCUAGAUAAAAAACCCUCUGACUUGGCGUAGUAGGCGUCACUCCUCAGGCUUGUGAUUUCCCCUGUCUCUGGGAUUCAGAAGUGUGCAGACUAACAAGUCUUUUAUAUUGUAUUUAUUAAGUGCUUUAACAUAAAUUGUAAUUAUGACUUUUGUAACUCUUUAUAAUGGAGCUAAAAUGCCCCUUGUUGGCCUGGGAACCUGGAGGGAGAUUUAAAACUAAAAAAUCCACAAACUCAGUCUGAACCAGGAACGGUAACGGAGGCUGUGAAGGCAGCUAUCCUAGCCGGCUAUCGCCACAUUGAUGGGGCCCAUGUCUAUGAAAAUGAGACUGAAGUUGGAACCGGUAUAAAUGAUAUGAUUAACCAGGGGGUGGUGAAGAGAGAAGAUCUUUUCAUAGUCAGCAAGCUGUGGUGCACAUACCACGAGAAGCACUUGGUCAGAGGGGCGUGUGAAAAAACGCUAAGUGACCUUAAACUGGACUAUGUUGAUCUGUACCUAAUGCAUUUUCCAAUGGGUGUUAAGCCUGGAAAAGAGCUUUUCCCAUGUGAUGAAAAUGGCCAUGUUUAUCCAGACAACAGCAACUUUCUGGAGACAUGGGAGGCAAUGGAAGAGUUGGUGGAUGCUGGACUGGUUAAAGCCAUUGGUAUUUCCAACUUUAACCGAGAUCAGAUGGAGACAAUCCUGAACAAACCAGGACUCAAGUACAAACCUGCCAACAAUCAGAUUGAGUGCCACCCGUACCUGACUCAGGAAAAGCUCAUUAACUACUGUCACUCUAAAGGCAUUACUGUCACUGCAUAUAGUCCUCUUGGUUCCCCAACUAGACCAUGGGCAGAGCCGGAUGAGCCGUCCCUCCUGCAGGAGCCAAAGAUCAAGGCCAUUGCAGAUAAGUACGGUAAAACUACAGCACAGGUCCUAAUUCGCUUUCACAUGGAAAGAAACGUCGUGGUCAUUCCCAAAUCUAUAACCCCUGAACGAAUCAAAGAGAAUUUCCAGGUCUUUGAUUUUAAACUAACCAAAGAGGACAUGGAUACUAUCUUCAGUUUUAAUAGAAACUGGAGGGCAUUUAUGUUGGAAUGGGCAUCCUAUCAUAAGGAUUAUCCACUGAAUGCAGAAUGCUGAACGUGAAUGAACAGGGUUUGGCACAUCGGAACUGCAAUGCGAUUCCAGAUAACUCCUGAAUUCCUUUCUGGGACCACUGAAGUACGUCUGUCUGUCUACGACACGGCAGAGAUGACUGUGAUAACUGAUAAAAACUGUUGUUAGUAUUUGUUCAACACCCAUUUGCGGGGCCAAACUUGAUGAAGUUAAAAGUUUGAAGUAUUUGUUAACAAAUCCUUGAGAACCGGGCCUAUUCUUUACAUUCAAAAACAAACCAGAAAGCAGACAAGUUUAGUGUCAAAGCAUCAUUCGAUAUACAAAACAACACCUGCUCUUGCAAAUAAACUGAGUGUUUUUCUAAUCAUGUUUUGAAAAGGAGUGUGCCAUAUAUAAAAACAAUUCCCUGAACCACCAUAACUUGUUUGAAAAAAAACUUUGUUUCUGUGCAAAGUUUGUAUCAUCUUUCAAAUAAAACAAAUUGGCA